UAAGGAAUUAUAGAAUCUCUCUCUCUCGUUCAUCUUAAGAGAGAGAAACUCGCGAAAAAAAAUAAAAAUAAAAAUAAAAAUGAAAUUCACGGACUCGCCGGUGAUCGAGCUGAGCGUGCGGGACACGCGCCUCUCGUUCCAGCAGGACAACGGCUCGAUGCACGUCGGCACCUCCGUGUGGCCCUGCUCCCUAGUCCUCGUCAAGUUCGCCGAGCGCUGGCACCCGCUAACGUGCGCCGCCGCCGAGAACCCCUACGCCGCCCUCCUAGACUUUGCCGGCAAGCGCGGCGUCGAGCUCGGCGCCGGCUGCGGCGUCGCCUCCAUGGGGCUCUACGCGCUCGGCCUCCGCGACGUCGUCGUGACCGACAUCGCCCCCGUCAUGCCGGCGCUGAAGCGCAACCUCAAGCGCAACAAGCCGGCGCUGAAGAAAGCCCUAAAGGCCACGCAGCUCUACUGGGGGAACGAGGAGCAGACGAAUUCGCUGAAGCCGCCGUUCGAUUUCGUGGUCGCGACGGACGUGGUGUAUCUGGAGGAGACGGUGGCGCCGCUGAUUGGGGCCAUGGAGCGCCUGGUGGCGGACGGCGGCGUCGUGCUGUUAGGGUACCAAUUGAGGUCUCCUGAGGCGCACCAGCUGUUCUGGGAGAUGUGCGGCGGCGUCUUCGAGGUGGAGAAGAUUCCGCACGAGCAUUUGCAUCCGGAUUAUGCGUAUGAAGAGGCCGACGUUUACGUCUUCAGGAAGAAGAGGAAGGAGACGGAUUGUUGAAGGUUUCCAGCGACGAAAUUCCGAUGAGUGAUCUGUUUUCGUGUAGUAUGAUACUGCGAAAGACCAAGUUCGUGCCUUGAUCGAACAAUUAUCUGUGGCUUUGAAUUACCUAUAUCUUGGCGAUUUUGGCCUUGCAGUUGCAGCAACUCUGUUUCGAGCUAAAGACGAGCAUCUGAGCCAGAAUGCCAGAAAACAAGCACUUUUUAGAUGCUGUGAUGUUCGUUUUCCUGCGUUCUGUGUACAGAGUUUUUAGAUUCUCAGCGCGUUAACCUUGAGAGAAUCAAAGACGUAGUUGGUGUAGUGAAGAAAGGGUAGUUGAAUUGGAUUGAACUACCAGAAGAGGCACUCUGCAUGCUGAAACAGUCUUCGAUGAGCAAUUAAGUGUUGCUUAACCAAAUCAGAAAGGCGUUUGUAGUUGAUAGACUCUUGAUUCCAGACGAGCAGCGCAUCUAGGUGAAGUUCUUGCAAGACGUAGGUUUAGAUUGUUGUUGUCGAAGAAUCUCUUGGUGGGAUCAUAACUGAUCACCACAAACGGAUCCACAUUCUUCUAGAGCAGAAAACACUAACGGAAUUGUUGGGAUUUGGUAGGCUUUCGAUAGAGGGAUUGAAGAUGUUAAGAAUGGGUAGGAAGAAGAGAUUGUUGCUGAGCCACAGCAUGUUAAGAGGGCCGUCUUCUCGAGCACAAGGUUGUUUCUUCGUUGCGAAAACACGGUAUACGUUUGCUUCUAUCGUUGUUCCGUUGUGUUUCGUUUUGUUGGUGUACGCUUGUGUCUUACUGUGCAUUUUCUUGUUUGAUAAAAUGAAACAUGAUUUUGAUAUUAGGUGUUUUAUUGUGUCCUGGUGAAUUAUACUCCUAUUAUUGAAACAUGGUACAGAGAUGAUAUUAUAUCUACAAA
Messenger RNA from Salvia miltiorrhiza (redroot sage), 1659 nucleotides. RefSeq lists its product as uncharacterized. The record is from RefSeq and is a predicted model, not a curated record. The transcript is spliced from 2 exons. Bases 80 to 763 code for a protein of 227 amino acids. Lineage: Eukaryota; Viridiplantae; Streptophyta; Magnoliopsida; Lamiales; Lamiaceae.